CUAAUGUCUUGAUACUGCAAACUUGUAAUCAUCAUAGAGUAACCAAAUAUCUUGUCUAACUUCCUUGUAUUAUCUGUAUUUAAACUAUAAUACAAUAGAAAACUAGUGUCUUAAUACAAGACUAAAAUGGUAUACCGAAACGUGAUAAUCAUAAUGAAAAUAUCCCGAUUUUUCGGAUUGUCUCCAUUUUGGAAUUCGAAAUCAGCCUCAGUCUUUCCAUUAUGCGUCCUGCAAAUGUUCUACGUGAUACUUCUUGCGUUACUUUUCGCCUACCUAUGUUACAUGAACAAUUUCCUCCAAACAGUAAUGGCCGUUUUCCCUUGGCAAAAGAAAAUUCGAAGACUGUCGACUAUAUUUGAAUUUUUCUCUGUCACUAUCAUAGUUCUGUCGUCUUGGCUGUGCUGUUUCAUUUUCAGUAGGAAAAUGUUGAUUUUCGUAGAUGCAUUUUCCAGAGUGGAAAAACUGUUCUUGUUAAUGGGUGUAGAAAAAUUCAAUCAGAAAUUGUCAUUUUCGCAAGCACCACAGAUGGUUUUAGUUAUGUUUGUUGUUUCCCUACAUUACUUUCUGGAAUACCUUGAAAACGGUCACAAACCAGAGCACUUUCUCAUUGUUUCCUUGUACAUAAUAUUCAUCUAUCAAUUUGUGAACGUUAUGUUGGGUAUGAGGGCGUAUUUUUGUUGUAUUAACAACUAUUUAUGCCAAAUUUACCAUUCGCGUUCGCUGUACAAGCUACAAGAUCGGGAAUUCAUCACACGAAACCAAUACAUGCGAAUUUAUACGAUUUGGAAAGCUGCAAAGUUUCAAAACAAACUGUUUCCUGAAAACUUGGACCACACCUCGACUAAUCCCAACUUGAAUGUAGCUCAAGUUAUGAAAGAAAUCCACAGAUAUCUGUCUGAGUUGUGUACAGAGAUUAACAGCUACUAUGCUACGCAGCUUCUUCUCUGUUUUCUGCUGAAAUUGCUGUCCAUUACUUUGUCUCUGUAUUACCUGUCGUCGUUCAAAGUUCAAGAUUUGCAUUUGACGUUGGAAGGAGUGGCCAGACUGUAUCCAGUCAUUAACAAGGGAUUUGUAUUUGCCAGCAAUCUGUUACAGUUGGUACUCAUAGUCUAUGCGUGCGUCAAAACUACUGAAGAAGCUAGCUUCACUGGAAUCCUUGUACAUGGUCUUCUGAACAGCGAUUUACAGCCAAGAAUGAGGAAAGAGCUAAUGAUUUUCUCACAACAAAUACUUCACCAGAAGAUAACAUUCACAGCAGCUGGAUUCUUCGUGAUCGACUUUACGCUUAUCAAUAACGUUAUUGGUGCUGUGACAACAUAUUUGGUGAUUCUCAUCCAAUUUCAGUUGUCAACUUAGAUUUUUUAUUUUCUCAUAUUCGAGUACAGUAUAAAUUGUUAACUCUAAAACUAGGUAUGAUUAUACGGUGUGGAUUCG
Molecule: messenger RNA, 1434 nt
Organism: Nilaparvata lugens (brown planthopper)
Lineage: Eukaryota; Metazoa; Arthropoda; Insecta; Hemiptera; Delphacidae
Product: putative gustatory receptor 28b
Exons: 4
Coding region: 127-1356 (409 amino acids)
Biological process (GO): sensory perception of taste
Cellular component (GO): membrane; axon; neuronal cell body
Source: RefSeq, a predicted model, not a curated record